AUGUACUGAGUCUUCGGGAGCAAACAUUGUAUAAUGAGGUGCUAGACCUGCGAGCGAAGCUUGCAAUCUUUUCUUCAUCGGCUACUAAGCGAUAUUUUUCCAACUUGGAUAACUAUAAAGAAAAACAGCAAAAAAACAUAAAGAAGAUUAAGAGCUAUCCUUCCCCGUCAUCUUUUGCACUUCUUAAUAAUCUUAUUAACUAUCAUGUUAAAGACAAGCAGUUACUUAUUCACCAUUCUCCAGAAUGCAUUGGCCCACCAACUCUUGAGUUCAUUAAUGGAAUGGCUGACAUAUACCACAAUGAACGUGAACAUUUUAUAGUGUUUAAAGAAAAAAUUCAUAAAUUAUUUGGUGAGGAAUUAAGAAUAAUUAGCCUGGAAGAUGAUUCUUCAAAUGAUGGUAUAUUGGAAUCUAACGUCUUUUCAAAAAGUGUUUUAUGCUUUCUUGUUGAAAUGAAAAAUGAAAUUGGGACUGGUAGCUGUGAUCCAACUGUCCAAGCUAGUGCUUCUUAUGCAAAAUAUUAUACCCAAGAGACAUAUAGGAAAGUACUCAAAUGGUACAACUGGCUGUCUUUUAUCUUAUACUUAGCUGGACCAUGGGUGUGUAUUUUAAGGGCAGUAUAUGUUGAGAAACCUAUUGUAGAUCUCUUGACGGACUUUAUACCUCUUAUUUCUACAAACAAUUGA
Molecule: messenger RNA, 686 nt
Organism: Racocetra persica
Lineage: Eukaryota; Fungi; Glomeromycota; Glomeromycetes; Diversisporales; Gigasporaceae
Source: the annotation of a GenBank genome assembly